Vicia villosa (hairy vetch) is the source of this 1221-nucleotide messenger RNA. RefSeq lists its product as uncharacterized. Lineage: Eukaryota; Viridiplantae; Streptophyta; Magnoliopsida; Fabales; Fabaceae. The record is from RefSeq and is a predicted model, not a curated record. Gene Ontology annotation, molecular function: translation initiation factor activity; RNA binding. Gene Ontology annotation, cellular component: cytoplasm; eukaryotic translation initiation factor 3 complex. The coding region runs from base 107 to 979 and encodes 290 amino acids. The transcript is spliced from 2 exons.
ACACGGGCAUUUCAACUUCCCAAAAUACCCUUAUCGUUAACAAAGCACGAUACACAGAACUAGGUUAACCCCAAAUAUCCCAAUCCUCUCUCCGGCGGCAGAAAACAUGGCGGCGAUUCAAAACGAACCGGCGAAGCUACGUUGGGGAGAAUUGGAAGAAGACGACGGCGAAGAUCUCGCUUUUCUGUUACCUCCACCUCAGACCAUAGGUCCCGACGAAAACGGAAUCAAGAGGGUUAUCGCGUACCAGUUUGAUGAUGAUGGUAACAAGGUUAAGAUCACAACAACCACUCGUACCCGCAAACUCGCCAACGCGCGCCUCAGCAAACGCGCCGUCGAACGCCGUUCGUGGCCGAAGUUUGGAGAUGCUGUUCAGGAAGACGUUGGUGCUCGCCUCACUAUGGUCUCCACCGAAGAGAUCGUCCUAGAACGCCCCAAACCUCUUGGUUCCAGCAAGGAGGAUGCAAAGACUAGUGACCCAUUGGCUCAGUUCAAUAAAGGUGCUGUUCUCAUGGUAUGCAGGACUUGUGGGAAGAAGGGUGACCAUUGGACUUCAAGGUGUCCAUAUAAGGAUCUCGCACAGCCGUCUGAGGGCUUUGUUGAUAAACCUCCAACCGCAGAUGGUGCUGCGGCUCCUGCUGGUUCGACUAAGGGUGCAUAUGUACCUCCUAGCCUGAGAGCUGGUGCGGAGAGGACUACUGGGUCAGACAUGAGGCGGAGGAACGAUGAGAAUUCUGUUCGGGUAACCAACCUCUCGGAGGACACAAGGGAGCCUGAUUUGCUUGAGCUUUUCCGGCCUUUUGGUGCUGUGAGCAGGGUCUAUGUUGCUAUAGACCAAAAGACUGGCAUGAGUAGGGGAUUUGGCUUUGUUAACUUUGUCAGCAGGGAAGAUGCUCAAAGGGCUAUUAACAAACUCAAUGGAUAUGGCUACGACAAUCUCAUUCUGAGAGUUGAAUGGGCCACCCCUAGAACAACCUAAGUAUUCGCUGUUUUUGAAUUUUUUUGCCCCCUUUUACUUUAUGAAGAUCUACCAGUUUUAUAGUCUGAGUUUAAAACCAUCUGUUGUUUCCUCUGUGUUAAUUUAUUAUUUGUAAAAGUAAAUGUUUAUUCAAGAUCGCUGUUUGGUUAUGGAUGAUAAUCAAUACCUUGAGGAUUGUUUACUCAUUAUCACUUGUUGGCUAUUGAUGAUAAUCAGUAUUAUGAAUAUUGUUUACAGGUUGA